This is a messenger RNA of Aspergillus viridinutans, 714 nucleotides long. RefSeq names its product glutathione S-transferase psoE (gene psoE). NCBI's taxonomy places the organism in Eukaryota, Fungi, Ascomycota, Eurotiomycetes, Eurotiales, Aspergillaceae. Gene Ontology annotation, cellular component: cytoplasm; nucleus. The transcript is spliced from 3 exons. The record is from RefSeq and is a predicted model, not a curated record. Bases 1 to 714 code for a protein of 237 amino acids.
AUGGUUUUUGGAACCUUGUACACGUUUCCUGGCGAUCACUGCCGAACGAUAGCCAUCAAGGCUGUCGCCAAAGCUAAUGGCCUCGAACUGGACAUUCGCGAGACCCCCAGAACUCCCGAGCAUUUGAGCGUUAGCAAGCUCGGCAAGGUCCCUGCCUUUGAAGGUGCGGAUGGCUUCAAGCUCUUUGAAUGCAUGGCAAUUGCUCUCUACAUCACUUCUCAAAAUGAAGAGACCACUCUUCUCGGAGGCAACAAGAAGGAAUACGCGGAUAUCAUCAAGUGGAUGUCUUUUUUCAACAACGAGAUCGUCAUUCUUAUGACUCAACAAUUACUGCCCCAGCUUGGUGUGAUGCCCUACGACAAAGACCAGGUGGAGUUGUUCACCAACAUGACCCAGAGAUCCGUCGAUGUGGUCGAGGAGUAUUUACAAGACCGCACGUUCCUCGUUGGCGAACAGCUAUCCCUUGCCGAUCUGUUCUGUGCCGCAAACAUUUCUCUUGGCUUCCAACUCUUCUAUGGCAAAGCCUGGAGGCAACAGCACCCCAAUGUGUCUCGUUGGUACGAGAUGGUUUGCCAUCAGCCCAUUUAUGCGGCCGUGACCGACAAGUUUCAGCUUCUGGAUGAGCCCAAGCUGACCAACAAUCCGCCUCAAAAGAAGCCUGAGACCGCCCCCGAGAACGGUGCUCCUGUUGCUGUUGAGGCUACGCAGGAUUAG